Molecule: messenger RNA, 2051 nt
Organism: Salmo salar (Atlantic salmon)
Lineage: Eukaryota; Metazoa; Chordata; Actinopteri; Salmoniformes; Salmonidae
Product: OTU domain-containing protein 3
Biological process (GO): protein K11-linked deubiquitination; protein K27-linked deubiquitination; protein K48-linked deubiquitination
Molecular function (GO): cysteine-type deubiquitinase activity
Source: RefSeq, a predicted model, not a curated record
GCAUUAACCGCUGACUUUUGUAAACUACCUAACGUUAGCUAACUAGCCGGCUAACCUAACUAGCAGUCAUGUCCAGCUAGCAUAACAGUUGCUUGUUAACCAGUUACAUAUCCGAUAUAAUUAGCUAGCUAGCUUACGUCAAAACUGGCCAGUACAGUAGGCUCUCUCUAGCUAGUCGAAAUCAAACCCUAUCAGCUGUUGCUGUUAUUCAGGAUGCCAGAUCUACCAGCUAGCUAGCAUGACAGCUACGGCAUUAGACACCACGCUAAUGCAACUGGAUUCCACCUGUGUGGAAGUAACCCAACUACAUUUGCCAGUGAGUGACGGAGAGAGAUCUACUUGCAUCUGUAGUGAUCUGUGUCUGUAGGCAGGGCAGCCAUGUCUAGGAAGCAGACAGGAAAGCCACUGCGUGGCAGCAACAGAAAGUGUGAUGCGGAGCGAAAGCGGGAUGAGCGGGUCACGCGCAGGGCAAUCGCCAAGGACCGCAAGAACCGGCCCCAGGACGGGGACGAGGGAGAGGAGUUUGUCAGCUUCUCCAACCAGCUCCAAGCGCUGGGGCUCAAACUGAGAGAGGUGCCUGGAGAUGGUAACUGCCUGUUCCGGGCUCUGGGUGACCAAUUGGAGGGACACUCUCGAGGACACCUGCGCCUGCGCCAGGAGACUGUGCAGUACAUGAUGUCACACCGGCAGGACUUUGAGCCCUUUGUGGAGGAUGAUGUGCCCUUCGCACAGCAUUUGUCAAACCUCUCCCAGCCUGGUACGUUUGCUGGCAAUGAUGCCAUCGUGGCGUUCGCCCGUAGUCAACAGCUCAAGGUGGUCAUUCAUCAGCUCAACACCCCACUGUGGGAGAUAAAUGGCUCUGAGAAGCUGGUUGGCCGAGAGCUACACAUUGCCUAUCGCUAUGGAGACCAUUACGACAGUGUACGACCAAUCGGUGACAACUCUGAGAGCCCUGCUCAGCUGCGUUUAGAGAAUCUUCAUAAUUCGAGUGGGCAGCGUGAGUUUGGUGACGGCCAGAGGGACAGACGGAAAGCCCCCUCGCCUACCCCCUCCGAGGAGGACAAUGUGAUCCUAAGUUCCCUAAAGAACAGGGGCCCAAACUGUGAAGAGGAGAAUCUAUUUCAGCUGAGUGCCGCCACCAUCAACGCUGAGUGGCUGGUGGAUUCUGAGCUAGCUGUCCAAGUGUGUCAUGGCCAGUGUGCCUCAGGAUCAUGCUCAGCGUGUAGACAGGCAGCGACAGAGUGCAGUGAGCACAAACCACCACCAGAUGGAGGCAACAUACACAAAUCCAAGGCUUCAAACAAGCAGAGGAAAGAGCAGCAGCGCUUGGAAAAGAAAAAGCGACAGGAGGAAAGACAUCGACAGAAGGUUCUUCAAAGCAAAGGAACACCUGACCAAAACCAGAACCUCUCGGAGCCGGUCACUCUAGUGCCAGCUCUAAAUACACUUAGUAUAUAGACAGACAGAGCAUGGCCAAAUAAAGCUAUACCGGGCGGCUGAUUUACAAUGUUUUGCACGCAGAAUCAAUUUCAAUCUCAAUCACGUUGGAUGACUUGCAUAAACUGUUUAGUUUCUUUGCAAAUGUAUGGUGCCUGCGAUAGGUUGUGUGUGAAUGUGUUCGGGGUUGUGGUUGAUUGAGGGUGUUUGUUAGUGACCCAAGAUGGUGUACAUAGUUUCCUCUUUUAGAGACACACUGUCUAGACUCUUUAUAUGCUGGUGAAUGAGGGCUGCUUUUCACUAUGACCAUGCAGUACAUCUUGGGCUCCUCUUUGCGUUUGUUUUGAGUUGAAUUUCUGUGAUUCCAGCCGAAGAAGAAAGGAAUGGGAAGAGACGUCUUUGUAAACAGAAUGAAAUGUUUUGUGAACGAUACUGAAAUGAUUUAGUUGAUACAGUAUGUAAAGAAUUGAUAUUUUAUCUGGUUAAUGGCAGUUACAGUAUUAUUAAUCAAGCUUAAAGAAAUAAUUCAGUUGGGAGAUUUGCUGAUGAAUGAUUGUAAUGCACUCUGUCUGGUAUGAUAUGUAAUGAGGCAAUAAAUGAAAAAAUGUACAGUA